AUGGACAUCACCACCUGGAUGACCAACCACACAGGAUGGCCAGAUUUCAUGCUGGUGGGACUCUUCAGGCAAUCCCAACACCCAGCUCUGCUUUGUGUGGUCAUUUUUCUGGUUUUCCUGAUGGCCUUGUCUGGAAAUGCUGUCCUGAUCAUCCUGAUACACUCCAGUGCCAAACUCCACACCCCAAUGUACUUCUUCAUCAGUCAGCUCUCCCUCAUGGACAUGAUGUCCAUCUCCAUCACUGUGCCCAAGAUGCUCCUGGACCAGGUGCUAGGUGUGAGUACCAUUUCUGUCCCUGAAUGUGGGGUACAGAUGUUCCUCUACUUGACACUAGUAGGUUCUGAGUUUUUCCUUCUGGCAGCCAUGGCCUAUGACCGCUACAUGGCCAUCUGCCAUCCACUUCGCUAUCCAGUCCUCAUUAACCAUAGAGUGGUGUGUCUCCUCCUGGCAUCUGGCUGCUGGUUCCUGGGAUCAGUGGAUGGCUUCAUGCUGACUCCUGUCACCAUGACCUUCCCAUUCUGCAGAUCCCGGGAGAUCCAGCACUUCUUCUGUGAAGUUCCUGCUGUGAUGAAGCUCUCCUGCUCAGACACCUCGCUCUAUGAGACACUCAUGUACCUGUGCUGUGUCCUCAUGCUCCUCAUCCCUGUGACAGUCAUUUCAGGCUCCUAUUCCUGCAUCCUCCUCAACAUCCACAGGAUGAACUCAGCAGAGGGCAGGAGGAAGGCCCUG
Marmota flaviventris (yellow-bellied marmot) is the source of this 729-nucleotide messenger RNA. Lineage: Eukaryota; Metazoa; Chordata; Mammalia; Rodentia; Sciuridae. The record is from RefSeq and is a predicted model, not a curated record.